GACUUGGAGAGGAAAAAACGAAUUGUUGGAGCCAACCUCGCGAGCCUCCUGGGCGCGCGUUCCCGUACGUACGAGCGUCCGCACGUUCUGACGCACACCCGCCCACUCCUGACCUUUCUUACGGCGAAGACUAAUGACGGCGCAGCCUAUAAGCUCUUUCUCUGAGCGUCUCUCCAGGACAGCGGUACGUGCGCGCGCGUAGUUUCCCCCCCUCAUCCCCUUUUCCGGCUUCCCAGGCAGUAUGGCUGCCACAGCCACGAUGGCUACUUCGGGUUCUGCGCGGAAGAGACUGCUGAAAGAGGAAGACAUGACCAAAGUGGAAUUCGAGACCAGUGAAGAAGUGGACGUGACACCCACUUUUGACACGAUGGGUUUGCGGGAGGAUUUGCUGCGAGGCAUCUACGCCUACGGUUUUGAGAAACCAUCAGCUAUCCAACAGCGUGCUAUCAAACAAAUUAUUAAGGGAAGAGAUGUCAUUGCACAGUCUCAAUCUGGUACAGGCAAAACAGCAACAUUUAGCAUUUCAGUUCUCCAGUGUUUGGAUAUUCAGGUGCGAGAAACCCAGGCUUUGAUCUUGGCUCCAACCAGGGAAUUAGCUGUUCAAAUUCAAAAGGGUCUUCUUGCUCUUGGUGACUACAUGAAUGUUCAAUGUCAUGCCUGUAUUGGAGGGACAAAUGUUGGUGAAGAUAUCAGGAAACUGGAUUAUGGGCAACAUGUCGUUGCUGGUACACCAGGUCGUGUUUUUGAUAUGAUUCGUCGCAGAAGUUUAAGAACUCGUGCUAUCAAGAUGUUGGUUUUGGAUGAAGCUGAUGAAAUGCUUAAUAAAGGAUUCAAGGAACAGAUUUAUGAUGUGUACAGAUAUCUGCCUCCUGCUACCCAGGUAGUUUUGAUCAGUGCCACAUUGCCUCAUGAGAUCUUAGAAAUGACCAAUAAAUUCAUGACUGAUCCAAUUCGCAUCCUGGUUAAACGUGAUGAAUUGACUCUGGAAGGAAUCAAACAGUUUUUUGUGGCAGUGGAAAGAGAAGAAUGGAAAUUUGACACUUUGUGUGACCUUUAUGAUACUUUGACUAUCACUCAAGCAGUCAUCUUUUGUAAUACCAAGAGGAAGGUAGACUGGCUGACUGAGAAAAUGAGAGAAGCCAACUUCACUGUUUCAUCAAUGCAUGGAGACAUGCCCCAAAAAGAAAGAGAGUCUAUCAUGAAAGAGUUUAGAUCUGGUGCAAGCCGAGUACUUAUUUCAACAGACGUCUGGGCCAGAGGAUUAGAUGUUCCUCAAGUCUCUCUUAUCAUUAACUAUGACUUGCCCAAUAACAGAGAAUUAUACAUACACAGAAUUGGGAGAUCAGGUCGAUAUGGCCGAAAGGGUGUUGCGAUUAAUUUUGUAAAGAAUGAUGAUAUCCGAAUUCUCAGAGAUAUUGAACAGUACUACUCAACUCAAAUUGAUGAAAUGCCCAUGAAUGUUGCCGAUCUUAUCUGAUGAAAAACUGAAGACCAGUUGGAGACUAUUUCAUACUACAUUUGGAAGUUGGAAAGCUUAUUGUAUGCUGUUUAAGUACAACUUUUAUUUAAUAAGAGGGUUUAUUUGUGUUAAACUCUCUUCACCCAGCUCCUGCCCCACAAGCUGCUCUUUGUGGGAUUUCUGCCAUCUCCUAUUACCUGGCGUGUAAAUUAUGCAUUGCUACAAGUCCUGUUUUUCAAUAAAAAUUGAGAAAUUUUCACAUAAA
Molecule: messenger RNA, 1724 nt
Organism: Monodelphis domestica (gray short-tailed opossum)
Lineage: Eukaryota; Metazoa; Chordata; Mammalia; Didelphimorphia; Didelphidae
Gene: EIF4A3
Product: eukaryotic translation initiation factor 4A3
Molecular function (GO): RNA helicase activity; nucleic acid binding; ATP binding
Source: RefSeq, a predicted model, not a curated record